AUGAGAUCGAGACUUUUAAGACAUCAAUCAGCUGAACUAUUUGCAGAGCAGCCUCUGAAACUCGGUGAAAGGAAAGUUCCAAUUGAUGAAGAACAGUUUCUUACACUCAGUCCAAUAUGUAGUUCAACUGAUUCCGUCGACGAUUUGGUGGAUGAAGUAUUCCUUAAUCUUCUUCGUAAUUACAACACUACAGAUUGGAUAUGUGAGCGAGCUAUCCUGGCUCCAAAAUCUGUUUCUGUACAUAGCAUUAAUAAUAUCCUAGUGAAUAAAAGUCCGGGAGAAAUAUUCACUUAUAAAUCAAUUGAUAGUGUUGUUGAUGAUCAGGAUAUUGUUAACUACCCCAUCAAAUUUUUUAACUCACUACAACUAUCAGGUACAGCUCUUCAUUGUCUUCAGCUGAAAAAAUGGACUCCAAUUAUGCUAUUGCGUAAUUUGUCUCAACCAAAGUUAUGCAAUGGUGCAAGAUUAAUUGUGCACAAACUUUUGAGGAGCAGCAUUGAGGCAGUUAUUCUCACUGGUUGUGGUAAAUGUGAGACCGUCUUCAUUCCUCGCAUACCAGUUAUACCACCUAAUGUCCCAUUCCAAUUUGAACGGUUACAGUUUCCUAUCCGGUUUCUUUUGUCAUGA
Molecule: messenger RNA, 627 nt
Organism: Octopus bimaculoides (California two-spot octopus)
Lineage: Eukaryota; Metazoa; Mollusca; Cephalopoda; Octopoda; Octopodidae
Source: RefSeq, a predicted model, not a curated record